AUGCAUUUGAACGCUACUGUAUUGCUCGACUGUGCUAUUGAUUUCUCUUCAUUCAAUCUCUUCCUUCCAUAUGUAUAUGAUCAGAGAUCACGGUUGAAGAAUCUACCUUUGUUUCACGGUGUCCCAGAGGUUCAUCCCGUUCCGCUGGAAGCAAUUUGUAUGAAUACUGUUGACUACAUAUUGGUUUCAAACUGGCACUCUGUUGUCGCCCUUCCGUUUUAUACUGAGAACUCUGGGUUCAAAGGUGUUGUGUAUUCCACGGAACCUGUUGUGCACUUCGGACGGUUAAUGAUGCAGGAGCUUAUUGAAUAUCACGAAAAAAUUGUAUCGGAACACGUGGACAGCAAAUGGAAGGACCCUUCAAUAUACUGCACAUUCCCGAACGCACCAAUCCGUAAUCCUUCCGAGUGGAAACAAUUUUAUUCGAAGAAGACCAUGGAUGAUGCUUUAUCUCGGAUCACAACUGUGUCUUUCAAUCAACCCAUUAACCUCGAAGGAAGUGUCUCUGUCACUGCCUGCCCGAGUGGCUACUCUAUUGGGUCUUCAAAUUGGGUAUUUAAAACGGAAUACGAGCGGGUAGGGUAUCUUGCAUCGUCUUCAGUACGUCCCGCUCAUUCACGGUCCAUUGAAUGGGAGAAGUUCCAUGAUGCUGAUGCUCUCAUCCUCACUUCCUUGGCAAGAAGUCCAGAGUUUAGUCUCGAGGGUGCCAUAAUGGAAAUAGCCCAAACUGUGGUUGAUACGCUGAAGCGCGGUGGCAACGUACUGAUGCCGGUGAAUCCUGUCGGCUCUAUUUAUGAUCUCAUAGAUGUUGUAUCAAGGAGCAUUGAUGGCGCGGGUGGUUCAAUCUUGGAGUCGCGAAUAUAUUUUAUCUCACCAGUUGCUAAAGGAGCGUUGGCUUAUUCCAAUGUUAAUGCAGAAUGGCUUUCUGAAGCCAAACAGAGUUCUGUGUACGUUCCAGAGGAACCAUUUUGUCACAUGGGGUUAGUGAGGAAUGGAAGGUUGAAGUUGUACGAAAAUGUCUAUGAAUCGUUCUGUAGAGAUUACAAAACCCCUUGCGUGGUUUUCACCGGUCAUCCAUCACUUCGAAUUGGCGAUGCACCACAUUUGCUUGAAAUGUGGGGAAACGACUCUAAAAAUGCUUUGAUUAUGACUGAUCCAGAUUAUCCUUUGAAUGAGGUGUAUGCUCCUUACGAAGACCUUGCAAUUCGAGCAUUUUAUUGUCCUAUUGACACUCGCCUUGAAUUUUCUCAUGUUAACUCUUCACUACUUCCAGUGGAACUGAAGCCUAAGAAUCUCAUAAUCCCGGAAACAUAUUCAGUGUCACAUAUUUCGAAGUCGCCGACUCAUAACCGAAUAGAAUUCGUUGUUCAAUAUAGCUCCAUCACCCCCAUGAGAUACGAUGAACAACUAUCAGUCUCUUUACCAUCCAAGAAGUUGCGGAAGAGGAAAAUCAAAAUCGAUCCUGAAGUUGGCAUCGCACCACUGUCAGGGUAUCUGUGUGCGUACGAUGAAGCGUACGAACUACAUCUUUCGAAAGAAAAAAUUGGAGCAUUACGUCCGAAAUACGCUGGACAACUCACGACUGAUGCAGUUUUGAAGGCACUUCAGAAGAGGAAUUUGUUGGGUCGCGCAACAACGCAUCCAGAUGGAGAAAGAAAAGUUGUGAAAAUUGACUCCAUCAACUCAGAAAUUACAUUAAGCGCAGACGGGAUGAGAAAUUGGGUGCCGAACGUGUUUUAUCGGCGCGAUGCGUCCUACAUCUUCGAAACGGACGUCGGCCAUUUCCAUUUGAUGGGACUCUCUAGCAGCAAAACAAACAGUGAAGCUGGUGAAGAAGGUGCUUGCUUUGCUUUUGCUAAGUCCACUUAA
Molecule: messenger RNA, 1869 nt
Organism: Necator americanus (New World hookworm)
Lineage: Eukaryota; Metazoa; Nematoda; Chromadorea; Rhabditida; Ancylostomatidae
Exons: 22
Coding region: 1-1869 (622 amino acids)
Biological process (GO): snRNA 3'-end processing
Cellular component (GO): integrator complex
Source: RefSeq, a predicted model, not a curated record